This is a messenger RNA of Papaver somniferum (opium poppy), 1567 nucleotides long. RefSeq lists its product as uncharacterized. The transcript is spliced from 2 exons. The coding region runs from base 32 to 1534 and encodes 500 amino acids. NCBI's taxonomy places the organism in Eukaryota, Viridiplantae, Streptophyta, Magnoliopsida, Ranunculales, Papaveraceae. The record is from RefSeq and is a predicted model, not a curated record.
UGUUGGCUUUGAUCAACUUCUUACAGCUUAUAUGCCAGCAAAGCAGUUGCCUUACCAACUAGUUGGGGUCUUGGCUUCAACUGGUAAUUUUGUAUUGUUCCAUUACCAUUAUAUGCUCCUCUCGUUAACUAGAAGUGAUUACAGACUUUUAAGGAGAGGGUUAUGUUUGCAUUAUCAAAUACCUGUACCCGUUCUCUAUGGAGUUCUUAUUAUUCUAGAGGAAGUUAAAAUGGGUUUUCUCAAGUUGGAGUUCUUCGCAGGGAUGAUGGGAACUCAGCCCAUACCCACUGUGCUUUACAUUCCAACUGUAUUAAUGUGUGUAGUACUAUUAAAAUGGAAAUUUAAGUUGUCUACAUCUGAGUUGUGUAGUAUGAGAUAUGUUAGCUGGAAUUGUAAGAGCAAACUGUUCUCAACAAUCCUAUGGAGUAGGAAAAGGAGUGAUGGUACUAUAUGGCUUGUCGUCAAGCUACCGGGAGCACCUGGCUAUAUAAGUGGUUGUCGUGUGUUUCUUGAUAGUGGGAAAAUACAUGAAAUUAUAUCAGGGAAUUCUCACUAUUGGAAUUUUUGGGGUGCAGAUGAUAGUUUGUUGCAACUUCCACUUAGUUUAGCUAAUGCUACAAGGGUCCUUAAUUCUGAAUUGUUGAAAGUUAACGCAGGGGUACUUAGACAAGACGCGAAGGGUCGUUUGUAUCUUUUGGAAAUUUGGUUGUUGCACUUUUUGUGGCCUUCAUCUGAGGUUUAUGAGGGUCAUUCGGUUCACGAGAGAAUUAUAUUGGUAUAUUCUGAUCCCACUUGGAACUGUUUGCACUUGUUUCAUUGUGCUCAACAUCCUAGUUCUUGUUUGUUCAGUUUUGAUUUUAUUCAUUAUUAUAGAUCGACAAGGCCCCCUGUAAGGAUAGUGGGAAUUCUUGUAGUGAUUAUUACAACCCACUUUACAAUUGAAUUGAAGUUUAUCGAUUAUUCGAGGUGGAAAUACAGAUGGGUUCCAACUAGUUUGUGGAGUGUGAGAAUCGUUGGCUGGGUUGGUAACAUUUUUAUUUCGGUGGUGUACCUCGGCCUUAACUGGAAUGACAAGAGAAAUUUUCUCUGCGAAGUUGUAGCCUAUAAUCAAGUUGCGGCAAUUCUUCACAUGAUGAUGUGGCUGGAUUAUCUGAAAUGGAAGUUCAAAUUCUUUUCAACUGUAUUAUGGAGUGUGGAAGGUGCCAGCGAGAUUUAUGACGUUCAGGGUAUAAAGCAACUGGUGGAACAUGAGAGGAUGUCAACCAAGCUCCAACAAAACUUUAAGUGGCAAGUACAUGUUGUACCAUUUCAGAGUUGCACUUUAACAAAAGCCAAAGGAGGUGAUCUUAAAGUAAUACAUGCAGACUUGAUGAAAAAUUCCAAGAAGAUCAUUGGUUAUGCAACAACUGUUGUAACUAAUAUGGUAGUUCAGUUCAGUCUGGGAAAUAUCGACUACAAACAACGACAGUUUACCUUAGUUAAGGAAAAAGAGAUGGUAGUGCUACCAGGGAGUGAAGAGAAGCUACCAAUCUAGAUGUUUUCAAGCAAUCAUCCUUCUUACCAGGCG